Vespula vulgaris is the source of this 9041-nucleotide messenger RNA. RefSeq names its product frequenin-1. The record is from RefSeq and is a predicted model, not a curated record. The coding region runs from base 865 to 1428 and encodes 187 amino acids. The transcript is spliced from 8 exons. NCBI's taxonomy places the organism in Eukaryota, Metazoa, Arthropoda, Insecta, Hymenoptera, Vespidae. Gene Ontology annotation, molecular function: calcium ion binding; calcium sensitive guanylate cyclase activator activity.
GGGGAUGAAAGAGAGGGUAGUCGUUUUCUCCCCGUAGAAGACGUGGGGAAGAGACGAUGGGAGAGAGCCGCGUUCUCCGGUUCGAACGUAGUCGCGCCUGCGCGACGUUUACCCCACGCACCAGCACGUAAUGUCACCGUUGAGCCAGUCUGACGCCAGGCGCCGCGAAGCUAUGACGUCACUGGUUCGCGCUUUGCCGACGUACUUACUUUUCUCGCCAACAACGCAAACUUCUCCAGACGUCUCUCGAGGAUCGGCCCAAGUGCGAGAUCGCAACGUGAAAUUAUCGAGAAGUCUUUCGGAACUCGCACGGAUGUUCUCAUCGACGAGCUAAAGUUUCUGUAUAUCCAAAUUGAAUCCUUUCGAAAACUUUUGUCCAAGACUUUUUAAGGAUAGAGAUAGAGUAAGUUUUUGUUUUGUAGUAGUAACGAACGACGAAGAAAGAAAAGAAAACUUGAAUCGAUCGUAAGAAUGUGUUGAACUAUAAGCUCGAAACAAGUGAAAUCGUAACUCGAUUCGAAAUAUUUCGAUCGACAGUGCAAUCGAUCGCAAAGAAUUGUCUCGAAAGACUUUACUCGAUCGAGAGUGAAUCGAAAGGGAAAAACAAAGUGAUUUUGAGAAAAGAACGCGUCGAAGGAUAGAGCUGAAUCUCUCGACGAUUUUUUUCAAGUACGUCUUCUCUCGUCUCGUCGAAUUCGUCUAAUAAGUCGAGCGGCGAUGCACGGUGAACGGUGAGAGUUAUUUCUUCGAGAAAGAGAAAACAUAUUUACGUUGUUCGGAUAUUCGUCGAGGGAGAAAAGUUUUUCGUCGAAGGAGAUAAAAAGAAAAGAAAUAAAAAGAAGACGACGAAGGCAGUCAUCGAAAAUGGGCAAGAAAAAUAGCAAGCUCAAGCAGGAUACCAUCGAUCGACUUACCACCGCUACUUAUUUCACCGAGAAGGAGAUUCGGCAGUGGCACAAAGGAUUUCUCAAGGAUUGUCCAGACGGUCUAUUAACCGAAGAGGGUUUUAUUAAGAUCUAUAAGCAGUUCUUUCCCCAAGGCGAUCCUUCCAAGUUUGCCUCGCUAGUCUUCAGGGUAUUCGAUGAGAACAGCGAUGGCACGAUAGAAUUUGAAGAAUUCAUAAGAGCUCUCUCUGUUACGUCACGAGGCAAAUUGGACGAGAAGCUGCACUGGGCCUUUCGAUUGUACGACGUUGACGACGACGGUUUUAUCACGAGGGAGGAAAUGUAUGAUAUCGUCGACGCGAUAUAUCAAAUGGUGGGACAACAACCACAAGCGGAAGACGAGAACACGCCGCAGAAAAGGGUCGACAAAAUAUUCGAUCAGAUGGACAAGAAUCACGACAAUAAGCUUACCCUUGAAGAAUUUCGAGAGGGUAGCAAAGCGGACCCACGAAUCGUCCAAGCUUUAUCAUUGGGUGGCGAGUAACCGUUCGCUAAAAGUUAUUAUCAGAAACGACAGACGAGAUCCUUCGAUCUUCUAUUCGUAUCGAGAGAUUACGUCGUCGUCGAUUUGAUUUAUCCAAAUCCGUGGAAAGGAAGAGCGAAGACGAGAGAAUAUAGCGUCGCGCAUCACGGGGGAAGAUAAUCGAAAUGAAAGAAAGAAAGAAAAAAAAAAGAGAGAGAGAAUAAUAUCGAGGGAAAGGUAAAAAAGGGAUGGAAGGAGAAAGAGAAAGAAAAAGACAAAAAAAAUAAUACGAAGAAGAAACGAGAUGGAGUGCCCAAAAAAUAUUUAUCAACGAUCGUCGCGUCCCAGUAUUUUUCCCGAUCCUCGGCUUUGUUCGCUUUGUCGAUUGGUACGUUUGGGAAAUCACAAUGAUGUUUAAAAUAAGUGUCAGCCUGUAUUAGAAAAAGAAAAAAGAGAAGAAGAAGAAGAAGAAGAAGAAGAAGAGGGAGAAAGGAACGAGACAAAAGUUCGUUGCGUUUCCUUCGAGAGAGAUAACAUGGAAUAUAUUUACAAGGUUUAAAAAAUAUUAAAGCUUUCGUCGCGGACAGAGAAACGAUGAUAUUUUCGUCGUUGCGUGGAAUAUUAUCGACUAAACCGCUUUUCUUCCUUCGUUUAAUCGCGCGAACAUGGAGCGGCUCGUGAAAUGAAAUGUGUGAAGGAAGGAAGGAAGGAAGGAAGGAAGGAAGGAAGGAAGGAAAGUUGAGGGAAAUAUCGCGAAUGUAAGGGAGGAUUAGCUGGGGGAAAAGAAGGGAGGCAAACCGUGCCUUCUCAUCGAUCCUCGUCUUUAUCGGUUAUAACGUUCUCAGUGUGUCGUGGAAUAUGCGCGUCGAACGAAUGCGUACUUUUACCGAGGAAGGGAAAAAGAGAAAGGAACAGAAGAAAGGGAGAGGUGGAUGGAAAGAAAGAAAGAAAGAGGGAAAAAUAGAGGUAGUCGAAAAGAGCACGUAAAAGGAGCAAUAGAAGACAAAAAAUUUACAAACGAAAGCUUUUUUCAAAUUCACGUGUAUUCGUCGAAUAAAAGAAGAAAAAGGAAGAGGCAAAGGAGGACCGUAGAAAGUUGAAUUUUUCAAGGACAAGGAUCGCGACCAAGCGAUCUCGUCCGUUUUACAUAUUUAUAUUUACCACGACUAACGGCAAGUUUCUCCCUAUUUUCCUUUUUCCUAUUUUUUUUUUUUCUUCUUUUUUGAUGGCGCAAAGAAUCGUUGGUGAGUCUUGAAAAAUUGACAAAUUACAUUUUGAUCUGCCAAUGGCUACUGUUACGCGCCAAACGAUUAUCAAUUAUUAUUAUUAUUAGUAUUAUUAUUAUUAUCGUUAUCUAACAGCUAUUUAUACGAUACCGUCAUAUCGUAUCGUCACUGUUUGCGCGGCUGAUGUCUUUAAAAUCUUCUGUCUAACGCGUUCUUAUAAAAAAAAGAAAAAAAAAACUAUAUUUCCUUGAAAGAGUACAUUAGAUAAAAAUCUUUACGAACGAAUAAUAGAAAUUAGUAAUUUAUGUACCUAUCUAUCUAUCUAUCUAUCUAUCUAUCUAUCUAUCUAUCUAUCUAUCUAUCUAUCUAUCUAUCUAUCUAUCUAUACAUAUGUCUGUAAAUGUAGGAAAUAAUCUCUGAAAUGUAGGGGAAGAUUCAAAUCGAUUUUCAACGUGACGUAUUCAAGCACCGCGUUAUAAUUUUAUCCUCCGUUUCGUAAUUGGAUAUCUCUGACUGUCGACGAUGCAUGAACACGUUCUGAUACCAAUACGAUCUUAUCUCACCAAAUGCAAUACAGUCCGGCUCUUGUCGUUAUUUACCUAUCGUUAGAUAUACCUACACACAUACACACACACACAUAUAUAUAUAUGUACCGGCGCUGUCGUAUCGCUGGUAAAAAGAGUGGAAAAGUAAAGUACUAUCUUCGAUUAUCGGAAAAACCUAACGCCCAAGUGAUGUAAUUUAAAGGUACUCCAAGAUUUCUGUCUACGGUUAAAAAACCAAUCCGAGUAGUCUAUCUAUAGGAUAGAAACGACGAUUCUUACGGAUUAGGAAAGUUGCCCACGUUCGCACUGGAAUGUCUCAUCGCAAAUCCUUCUAAAUUAUAAAUGUGUUGGAUAAAGAACUUUUUGAUAGAUCGGAAAUAUGAAAGUGAGUUACAAUUUGCAACUUUGUUCCUUUUACUCGAGGGAAUUAACUAGACGCAAUCUUUGCUCUUUUCUUCUUCUUCUUCUUCUUCUUCUUCUUCUUCUUCUUCUUCUUCUUCUUCUUCUCUUAUUCUUUUUACUAAACAUUAUUCUUAAGUAGUAGUAAACAGUAAUCUCCGAAAGUAUUACCAAGAACUUGAUUGCAUCAAUUAUUCAAGAGAAACUUAUGCGUUGGGAAGAGGAAAAUAAAAUACGAUUCUUUCCAAAAGUAUCACAUGUAGCAGCUAACGUGUAUUUCUUUUUUCGCUUUAACGUUCUAUCCAUUUCGGAGAAUUUUCGGAGAUAUAUACCGAUGUAUCUAUCUCUUCUUUUUUUUUUUUCAUUUCAUAUCAUCGAUAUUCAAAUAACUUCGAUCAUGGAAACUUUCCAAAAAGCAAAUCCGAAUGGAUUUAAAUCGUACCUUCGUCCUUACGUCUUGAACGAUCGAGGAAGAUCGAUUUACGAGGAUUCGUGGAAUUUUCUUUCCCCUUUCCUAUUCUCCGUUUCCAUUCCUCUUCUUUCUCUCUUCCAUCCGACGUUAUUUCCUUUUCCUCUGUUAAAUGAACUUUCGAAAGGAACUCGGAGACUUCUGCUACGCUUUUAAAACUCCGCAAAAAGUAUAAAAAUAUCUUUCAACGCGAAACUCGUUCGUUUAUCGUGCGCGCAAAUUCUUUGGCAAAGCUGAAGAAACGGGGAAGCUUCGGUGUGAGGAUUAAAAUUCGACUCGGAAAAAAGUUCUUCUUUAUGAAGAAUUUUAUUCAAACUAAAGAAAAAAGAAAGAAAAACCACGAGGAAAAGGAGAAGUAGGCUAAAUUUCGUCGAACGAAUUUCGAAUUUUCUUUCCCUCCCUUCCCUCCCUUUCUUUCUUGAUCUUUCCUUGUCUUUCUCUCGUUCUUAAAACCUUUAAAAAUAUUUACGAUUUACCAAUUUCUCGUUCGCUAUCAUCCUCGAUUCAGAUUUUUUACAUUUUCCUUUUUCGUUUUGUCUUUUUUUCUUGUUUUUGCUUAGCCCGGCAGAAAAACCGCAAUCGCAUCGAUAUUGGCAAAUUUCCCACGAAAUCCUUUUUACCUUGGCAGCAUUCAACGAGAUUACGUUAGCAAAUAUUAUUCGACGAAUUUCCUCACUUUUUGUAUAUUUUUUCUCCUUCUUUCUUUUCCUUUCUCUUUUUACUUUAUCUCGCCGAUUUCAUUCUUCUACGACUGUCCACAUCUUGGACAUAAAAAUAAAGAGAAAAUAAAAAAUUAAAAAAAAAGAAUCUCGUCGCAUGAAAUGGCUGAGAACGAGAAAUCGUGCUUAUUAGCAAUCGCGAUUACGUUAAAAAAAAGCACGCUGCUUAAUGUGUUUCACGUGUAAUAAAUGCAUAUAAACUUAUAUACAUAUACAUAUAUAUAUAUAUAUUUUUAUCACAGGAUCACUAGAUAUAGAAAUAAUGCAAGAGUUUCUUAAUUAAAUGCUAAGAACUUGGAUUUAUUGUAGAAUUUUUACCGACGAAUCAAACAGUUUUCUAGUUACAUAUCCGAUGUCUUGCUUGCUUCUAAUAAUAAUUGUGCGCUGCAUCUUCGAAGGCUUCUUUAAUCGUUAAAAUAGUAUUUCUGUAAUCGUCAAAAGAGACGAAAAUGCAACUAUAAUAGACAUUUUCUAUCGAUCGAAUGAAAAAUAUUGUUUGUUUGGGCAGGAAGAUACUUAACUUAGGAAAGAUGAAUGAGAUUCAAAAAUUAAGAAUCGUAGCAAUAAUAACAGUAAAAAAAAAAGAAAAAAAAAAGACAAAAAGAAACUUUGAAUGCAGCCGUUUGAGUGUUUUAAAUAAGAAACGAAGAACAAUCUCGAUCAUUUCGAAACGAAUAAGAUUUCCUACGUUUCGAGUGAUUCGUUUAAAACCAAAAAAAAAAUUAAAUAAAAAAUUUUCAGAUUUUACGCCAAGAUCGUAAGAUAAUCUCGAGAGAUAACCAGAAAGAGAGAAAGAUACAUACGAAUGAAAAUACAAGGACGGAAGUGAAAAGUUUCCAGAUGAAUUCGAAAAAUCCAAUUACACUCUUUUCCGAAACUUUUUAGAUCAAUUUCCUUUUUUUUUCAAAUCGUAAGAGUAUCACGCAAGCGUAAAAACUUUUGGCCCACCUCGUAAAAUCGAUUUCUUAGGCAUUUUACGUAAAUAAGGUAUUCUUUUAUCGACUGCGAGAAAAAAAGAAAAAGAAAAAAAAUAUAAGGACGAGCGAACGAGUGAAGGUGCCGUUUUAUGUAUAUUUUUCUAUCUCGUUUCUAUCAUACAAGGUGAUUUUAUGAGUUUGUUACAAACUUUUCAAGAUCUCGUUCGAUAAUUACGGAAAGUGAUGUGUGUUGUUGUCGGACUACUUUCUCCAACGAUGGUUUUUAUUCUAAAGGGUUAUGGUAAAUCAUUGGUUUCGUUUGUAACGUAGGCUUUUUUGUGGAACAUUUUUGGAUCAUUAUUUCGCAAUGUUACUUAGAUCGAUUAAUCGCGUAUGUCACGUUCCGUAAUUACCAAACGAAAUGAGUUUCUAUAUGAAAGUCGUUCAUAACGAUCUCCUCUAUCGUUCUUAAAAGUUUCUAAAACAAAAUCACAGAAUCACCCUGUAUAUUCUCUUCGUUGACGCUAUAUAAAUCGAUUCGCGCGUCUCGUCUUCGCCGUCAUAUCGCAAAUUUUCUUUUCUCGAGUGCAAAAAGAAAAGAAAAGGAAAGAAGGGAGAAAAAAAAAACGUAAGAAGAAAAGUAUCGUAAAGGCACGUUCGUCUUGGAUCAUCUUCGUCCUCGUCGUCGUUGUCUCUUUCUAUCGCAUCGUAUCUCUCGUCGUUGUCUCUUACGAUCUACCGCGCGUGACCUUUUUGUAUUCUUCGUUUAUCGUCGACUUUUAAAAGAUCGAUACACAGCGAGAAGAAACUCGAGACGAUACACUCGAUCGACGAAACUUUAUAUAUGUAUAAAGCGAGAGAGUCGUCGAGCUUUUAACGAUGAGAAGAAUGGUACGAACGAAAAAACGAGAAAUUACAAAAAAAAGAACGAUAUAUAUGUAAAAAGAAUACGACGAUAAAAUAAUAAGAAAAGAAAGAAAGAUUACUCGAAUCCAUUUUUCUUACAAUUUUCAAUGGGAAUACAAGUAAGAGAAUUGACAACUGUGUCUCGCUUAGUUGAGAAAAGAAAAAGAACAAAAAAAAAAAAGAAACAAAAACAAAAAUGAAAACUCGUAGACGCUUUUCGUGUUAAUACUUCUUCAUACGUGUUUUAAACCGAUCUUACCCAUUAUCUAUCUCUAUCUCUCCAUCUAUCUCCUUCUCUCUAUUUCGCACGAUUUUCCUUCUCGCUCUUACCCGUGUCUCUCUUAGAAAGAAUUACGCGUGCAAAGAACAUGGAAAAGGAUAGAAUACAAAGCUGAAGAAUAUUUUUUUUUUUUUGAAAUUUUUCGUCUCACCCCUUUCUCUCUCAUCCUCAUGCUCAUUCUCGUCCGUCGGAAACAUGCUAAUCGAGAUGAUUAAUACGUUUAAACGGUGAGAAUCGAAGCAAAAGGAGGAGAGAAAUUUGCACCGAUUCCUUUUGUACUCCUCUAACGUCCCUCUCGAUUUCUCUUCGAUAUCCUCGAAAGGGAAGAUCGAUUUUUCGAGUUACCCUUGAAAGAAAAGUUGUAUCCUUUAAUGAAAACAUCGAGAAAAGCGAUUCUCAGAGAUGGAAAGGGUUCGUUUCGAAGGUAUUAACGGUUGUAGCUUUCCUUUCAUUUCGUUUUACGUAUCGAACUUGUCUCGGAGUUUGCUACUCGUUUUAUUUCAUUUAUUUUAAUAUUUUGAAAAAUAAAUUUUUAUAUUUAUCUUCGAUAUUAUGCAUUAGUUUUACGGAAUAUAGAAAAAGAUAUCACUUGCAAUUUCGUAAAUCUUUUGAUCGCUUAAGACAAGCAGCUAAACCGUAGAUAAACGACUUUCCAUGUUUCUUCAUAGGUUAUUUAUUUUUAUUUCGAGCAUGAACCGAAUGAAAACUUUACUUUUUGUCUCUUUCGUUCUUUCUUUCUCCCGUUAUUUCUAUCUUUCUACUUUUCACAAGUUUUCUCCCUCGUUCUUUCUCUCUCUCUCUCUGUUUCCCUUUCGAGAAAAAAAGAAAAAAUAAUGUUAGAUCGAUGGAGAAUAAGUGAAAUCAUUGGACGCAACCCCUAUAUUUUAAAUAAUUCCUCUCGCGGAAUAUUAUCCCUUUGCACACGACCCUUCCUUUAUCCCAUUCGUACUCUGAAUGAUUUCUUCUUACUCCCUCUCCUUUGACGAUAAAGAAUAAUAGAUAAACGAAAGAAAGAAAGAAAAAAAAGAAUUGAAAACGUAUUCUAUCGUAGUAAUAUCACACAACUACUACUUUUAAGCGCUGCGAAUCUUGAAAAAAAAAUAAUGCUAACUCUAAAUAAUAAUACCGUUAUAUUUACCGCUACUUGUACCGCGCUAUUAUUAACACUUAGUAUUUACUUACCUAUCGCUAAUAUCGUUACUAUACUUACAGCAGCCUGCGAUACUUUUCCGUCUGAAAGCAUGUAAUUCGACAGAAACUAAUACGUAACACAUACAUACAUACGUACAUACAUGUAUACACGAACACGAGAUGUUGAUCUCUCAAUGCGUACACCCACGUAUACACAUACAUAUAUCAGUAAAGACUAUAAAUCGGUAUUGAACCGAAUGGCACACGACGUACGUAUAUAUACAUAAUAUGUAUAUAUAUAUAUAUACUACGUACAAAGGAACGCAAAUAUCACAUUAUCACACACAUACUUACACCUAUUACGCACAGAUAAGAAAAAUAAACGAGAGAGGGAAGAAAAAAAAUCACGCGUAGAUUCGCGUGGGGGUACACUGAACAACAACAACAACAACAACAACAACAAUAACAAUAACAAUACCAACAACAAUACACGUCAAGAUCUUUGUUUUACGAACUUUCUGUGAUAAUUAUUAACAAUCACUAAAUGCGAAGAGUCAUGGGGUAGGCAACUGGAAAGAAAGAACGCGAAGAAAAACGAACGAACGAAUGAAAAUUACAUGGAAAUGAGAGAGAAACGCGAAGAUGGACGAAUGAACGAAUUAAGAGAUUUUGAUUCGUUCGACGUGAUAAGAUGCGGAUUAGAAAAGAAAGGAAAUAUAUGGAUUAGAGAGAAAUAUAAGCGAUAUAGAGAAAUAUAACCGCGCAAGAUGGCAAGAUUCCGUUUUAGAGCGAUAUUGUUGUUUCGUAGUUUGUUGACGAUGAUCGACCGAUUUCUUGAGGAAAAAGCGAUUAAGCUUUUCAAUUUGCAAAAACAAGAAUCGCGAUCUCAAAGCCGUUGCUCGGUUACUCACGAAAAUCUAAGCGCAUUGUUAUUUUGUAUGGUCCCAUGCGUUUUUUCUAAAUGAUGACGACGACAUCGUAACACACGAUAUGUGUGUGUUUGUGCGUCCGAUGAAUAUUAAUAAAAAUAAUUUCAAGCACA